This is a messenger RNA of Papaver somniferum (opium poppy), 1138 nucleotides long. RefSeq names its product replication protein A 70 kDa DNA-binding subunit B-like. The transcript has 9 exons. Bases 653 to 1138 code for a protein of 161 amino acids. Lineage: Eukaryota; Viridiplantae; Streptophyta; Magnoliopsida; Ranunculales; Papaveraceae. The record is from RefSeq and is a predicted model, not a curated record.
CAAAUCUGCAAGGACAGUUUAUACACCAUUCGUCGAUCUUGAACCAGGCAAGACAACUAACAAAGUUGUGAAAGUAUUGGUAUUGAAGAUGUGGAAAUUCGAAAACAAGAGUACUGGGAAAGUCUGGGGUCUUGAGAUUCAUCUUAUGGAUCAUGAGGGAAAUCAGAUUCAUGCUAAGGUGGGAAAGGAUCACGUGGGGUUGUUCCUGGGAAAGAUGAAGGAAGGAUGUGUGUAUUCUAUUCGAAGAUUUAGAUUUGAAUUGCCAACAACUGGUUACCGCAUCGUUUCUUUUGAGUAUGUUAUGUUGCUGAACAGGCUUGCAAAUACAGAAAAGCUGAAUGAUGACCCAAAAACAUUUCCAACAGAAGUUUUUGAAUUUCUGCCUUUCGGUGAUGUUGCUGGGAGGAGGAAUAAUAUACAGCUGUCAUUGGAAAGCUCAGAUCUGCCUCUAACAUUGUGAAAAAGACGAUUAUUGGUGAUGGUGAUAUCUUGAUGCGAGAAAUUAUGAUCGAAAACGGGGGGGGGAUGCAAUUAAAGUAACGCUGUGGGCUGAGUUGGUGAAAGUAAUUAGUGAUGAUUUAAUAAAAAGUUCAGUGGAUGUGCCUGCGGUUGUAGACUUGUAGUAGUUACUGGCACAACCGUAAAGGAACAUAUGGGUACACUGAGUCUUUCUAGUACACCUGCGUCUAGGGUAUUCAUCAAUCUGGCUGUUGAUCAAGUGAAUGAAUUCAGAUCAACAAUUGGUACAGGCACAGCCGAGAUUGGCAAGGACUAUCUUGAGGAAGACAAGAAUCCUUAUGAUAACAUAGAAACUCUGUUUGAAAUUACCGAGAAGAUACAGUAUGAUGAAAGCAAGAACACCACGUGCUUCUGUGAAGCGAGGAUUGUUGGGCUGGUGGAUAAUGAUGAUUGGUACUAUACGGCUUGCAGAACUUGCAACAAGAAGUUGCCAUUAUACAUUGGAGAUGUGCCUUGGUAUCUAUUCUAUGUCAAGGUGAAGGAUAAGAUAGAAACUGCGACAUUGACCAUCAUAGGGAAAAAUGCUGAAAAGAUUCUCGAUUAUACUGCUAAAGAUCAUGUUGACUAUGAGACGUACUGCCAGGAGAUGAAUCAACAAGAUAAGGUUAUGAAGGUUUAA